Oryzias melastigma (Indian medaka) is the source of this 979-nucleotide messenger RNA. RefSeq names its product insulin-like growth factor-binding protein 2-B. The record is from RefSeq and is a predicted model, not a curated record. Gene Ontology annotation, cellular component: extracellular region. Gene Ontology annotation, molecular function: insulin-like growth factor II binding; insulin-like growth factor I binding. Gene Ontology annotation, biological process: regulation of insulin-like growth factor receptor signaling pathway. NCBI's taxonomy places the organism in Eukaryota, Metazoa, Chordata, Actinopteri, Beloniformes, Adrianichthyidae.
GUUAGUAACACGAGAGGAGAUAGGACCUUGUCACGGACACUAAACUGUUGACUCAAAGAGUUGACUCUUGGAUGGUCCUGUUGUUCACCCUGCACUCGUCCCCGGGUCAUUUUCGCUGUGAUCCGCAUUUUUUACCAACAUGAAUCUUUAUUUUGCAUUUGGGUUGUUGCUAACGUUCUUUGUUUUGCCGGGGACUUCGCUGGCCGAAUUAGUCUUCAGAUGUUCGAGCUGCACGGCGGAGAACAUGAUUGGAUGUCCGAGAGUGGAUGCAGACUGCACAGAAGUUGUGAGGGAGCCAGGCUGUGGGUGCUGUCCGGUGUGUGCCAGGAUGGAGGGUGAGUUCUGUGGGGUCUACACACCCAGAUGCUCCAGUGGCCUGAUCUGCUACCCCACCAUGGACGCUGAGCUACCUUUGGAGCAGCUCAUCCAGGGCUUUGGGCGCUGUGUACAAAAGAUAGAUGAGAGCACCACGAUAACUGUGGAACACCCGGCAACAAAUGAGUCCCUGUCUUCAGGAGCUGAACAAAGUCUUAGAAGAGAUCUCAAAGAUUACCUCUGAGGAUAACAGAGGGCCUCUGGAGGACCUGUAUGGGCUCAAGUUUCCAAACUGUGACAGACGUGGACUGUACAACGUCAAACAGUGCAACAUGUCCACCCACGGUCAGCGAGGGGAGUGUUGGUGCGUUAACCCCUUUACCGGAGUUCAAAUUCCAUCAACGCCUAAAAUCAGAGGAGAUCCCAACUGUAACCAGUUCCAGGAGGAGCUGCGAGCGAUGCCCACAGAAACUACGGCUCGCUAGAAGACCUCACCAAACCACGUUUUUUUGUUUUUGUUUUCACCAAACCAGUGCAGGUUAACAACAGUGUUCUGAGCAUUGUGUAACUAGUUAGGUUAAAACACACACACAAAAUGCUUAUGUCAGCAUUUUUUUUCCAGAGGGAGCCAAAAACAUUUAAUAAAGCAGCUUAAAUUAAAAAA